Spodoptera litura is the source of this 1172-nucleotide messenger RNA. RefSeq names its product leukocyte receptor cluster member 1 homolog. NCBI's taxonomy places the organism in Eukaryota, Metazoa, Arthropoda, Insecta, Lepidoptera, Noctuidae. The record is from RefSeq and is a predicted model, not a curated record.
UUGACGUUAACUGUUUGUGGUGUUUUGGGUUGUGUUUGCGUGUUUUAUAAAUGUUUCAUUUCUAAUUCGAAUUUUAUAAAACUGUAGCGAAUACAGUAGACUACAAAUAUAACUCCAUUCAAUACUAGUUAUACCUGUACAACUAGUGUAGUUGUAGAAUAAGUACAGUAUUUAUCAAUCGGAAUGAAUAUUCUCCCAAAGAAAAGAUGGCAUGUAAGAACAAAAGAAAAUAUAGCACGAGUAAGGAAAGAUGAAGCCGAAGCUGCCGAAAAAGAGCGUCAGGAAAAAUUGCGAAUAGAGCAAGCUGAUCGCGAGGCACGCCUUAGUGUUUUGAAAUACAAAAGCAAAGAAAAAUUACAAGAAUACGGCAUAGUCCAAUCAAACUCGGAGCCUGUACGAGAUACAGCAAAUGAACAUAUCAACUUGUUUGCAAAUUUAGAUGAAGCUGUUAAAACUACAAAUAAGGAUCAUGACAAUGAAGCAAAAGAAAAAAAAGAAGAAUACGAGAAAAAGAUUGGUUACUUGACAUAUCUCGGACAAGACACCAAUGAAGCUCUUGGUAAAAAGAAUUGGUAUGAAGUAGCACCAGAAACAUCCCGAUACUCUAGAUCAAGUAAUAUUAAGGAUACUUAUGAUAAAUUAGUUUUGAAGGAUACUGAUGGUAAACCUAAAGUAAAAGAACCAGAUGUAAAAGAUGGAGAGGUCAAUUAUAAGCGAAAACAGGAGCUUGACCCAAUGAAUGCAUUUAAACAUCUUCAUAAAUAUGAUAAAAUCAAAAAAGAUUGUAAACCACCUAAAGAACAAAUUAAAAAAGAUAAUGAUGAACAGAAGAAAAGGAAAUACAAAAAGGAUAGUAAAGAAGAUAAAGAAAUGAAAUUACAAAAGCUAAGAGAAGCUCGACUGAGAAGAGAACAGCAAGAGAAAUACAGAACUGAAUUGUUUUUGAAAGGUCUUCAUAAUUCUAAUGAAACUAAAGAAGUUGAUAAAGAAACAAGAUUGAAACCUAAAUACAAUUCACAGUUCAACCCUGAACUGGCAAGGCAAAAUUAUAAAUAAAUCUUCUAGAAAAUAGAAACAAUGAAGUUAAUAACAUAGUGGAAUAUAUUUCUAUCAUACUUUUGUUUAUUUAUAACAAAUAUGAUUUCAAUGAACAAUAAACUUAUUUUAUUUUU